AUGUGCAAUGUCGCCAAAAACUCGGCUCGCCGAGAAGAAAGAAAAAGCGGGAGCGUCAGAGAAGAAGAAGAACGCCGGCGUGAAAAAAAAGAAGCGGCAGCGAAAAGGAAAGCUGCCGUUAAGAAAAAGAAAGAAGCGGCAGCGAAAAGGAAAGUCGCCGUUAAGAAAAAGAAAAAUGUGGCGAAGAGGAGUGAGACCACAGAGAAGAAGAGGAAGCGAGACAGUGGUCUGGAUGGUGGGUCCUCGUCUAAUCCAACCAAGAGGGCUCGAAACCGUGUGAGAGAAACCGCAGCAUCUCCACUGGAACAUCAAGGCGUUCAUUCCCCCACACCAGCAGCAGAAUUGCCUUCUCAGGGCAAUAGUAAGGGUACACCACGCCCAGUGAUUCCGAGUCAGCCACAAAAAUCGCCAACACCAACUCAUGCAGCGAGUGAGGCCGAGAAUCCACAACAACCUCGAGUAACCUCAGGCUCUUCCACAAAGAGUCCUUCACAUCGUGUAGACAAGCAGGACGGUGAGGAGAUUGGAUCUAACAAUAGAGAUUCAAACGCACUCGAGGUUGCCGUUGAUAAUGACGCGCCAAGAACGGUUGAGAGGGAUGAUAUGACCGUAGAAGCUGACAAACCUGCUGGUUUUUUCUUCAAACGGAGCGACUAUGGAAAGGGUUGCAAGUUCUCCUAG
Molecule: messenger RNA, 681 nt
Organism: Brassica napus (rape)
Lineage: Eukaryota; Viridiplantae; Streptophyta; Magnoliopsida; Brassicales; Brassicaceae
Product: neuromodulin-like
Exons: 2
Coding region: 1-681 (226 amino acids)
Source: RefSeq, a predicted model, not a curated record